Messenger RNA from Condylostylus longicornis, 720 nucleotides. It is a transcript of the gene Sgt1, whose product is annotated as protein SGT1 homolog. Bases 102 to 647 code for a protein of 181 amino acids. Lineage: Eukaryota; Metazoa; Arthropoda; Insecta; Diptera; Dolichopodidae. The transcript has 2 exons. Gene Ontology annotation, biological process: protein stabilization. The record is from RefSeq and is a predicted model, not a curated record. Gene Ontology annotation, molecular function: protein-folding chaperone binding.
CAAUUGUUCAAUCUCUAACAUAAUAAAAGAAAAAUCUUUUAUUUUAUUUGGGAUCUUAUUUAUGUUUUAUAUAGUCUUAAAUAGUGAAAAUUCUGGAAGCAAUGUCGGUCCGCCACGAUUGGUAUCAAUCAGAAACAAAAGUGGUCGUUACUGUAAUGCUAAAAAAUGCUGUAGAAAAAAAUUAUAAUGUAGUAAUAGAAAGAGACAAUAUAUUGAUGACUGCCGAAAAUUAUGAACUAAAGUUAGAAUUAUGUCACCCUAUUGUACCGGAAAAAUCAAGUCAUAAAGCAACACCAUCCAAAGUAGAAAUCAGUCUUGCAAAAGAAACGGGAGAACGUUGGAGUUCCUUAGAAAAAAAAAGUGCGGAAGCUGCCGCGGCUCCUAAUACUCAAAAAAAUAAACAAAAUUGGGAUAAAUUUGUUAACGAAUUUGUUGCAAAAGACCAACAAGAAGCAGUCAGUGACGAAGCACUUAAUAGCCUUUUUCAAAAAAUUUAUGCGGACGGCAAUCCUGAAGUUAGACGUGCUAUGGAUAAAUCUUUCAUGGAGUCUGGUGGCACUGUAUUAAGCACUAAUUGGAAAGAAGUUGGACAAAAAAAGGUUGAAGUGAAACCCCCCGAUGGAUGUGAAUAUAAAAAAUGGGAUUAAUUCCAUUGCGUAUUAACUAUACUAUUUGCAAUCUAAUUUUAUUAACGUUUAAAAUAAAUAUCCUAAAACAUGA